This is a messenger RNA of Macrosteles quadrilineatus (aster leafhopper), 1420 nucleotides long. RefSeq names its product serine/threonine-protein kinase Nek8-like. The transcript has 6 exons. Gene Ontology annotation, molecular function: ATP binding; protein kinase activity. Bases 239 to 1075 code for a protein of 278 amino acids. Gene Ontology annotation, biological process: protein phosphorylation. The record is from RefSeq and is a predicted model, not a curated record. NCBI's taxonomy places the organism in Eukaryota, Metazoa, Arthropoda, Insecta, Hemiptera, Cicadellidae.
AAUCACUACCAACGGGUAAAAUCAUGAAACUUGAGAUUUUGAUAACAGGAUAAAUCAUUCGUUUUGCUGAAAAUUUGUCGUGUGCAUUGUUUUAGUGGAAUUAAGUUUAUUUGAACACACAAAUUACUCGGUUAUGUGACUUAGUGCAUCAAAUUGGUUGUUGUACAUAGAUUUAUCUUACUGUAUUUAAUUAGAUCUAACUUAUUAUCUCCAUAUUAUUUUGUAUUUAUUGGGGGAAAUGGAAGAAUAUGACAAACUUGUUUUAGUUGGAAGAGGUGCAUUUGGAACUGUAUAUUUAUGUCGAAAAGGUUCUGGAGAGAGGGUAAUUUUAAAACAGAUAGUGAUUGAACACCUAAAUGAAAAAGAAUUAAAGGAUACAGUUCAGGAGGUGAAGGUGAUGUCGCUACUGAAACAUCCUCACAUUAUAAGAUACCAGGACAGUUUCAUCAGUCAGGGGGCUCUAGUUAUUGUCAUGGAGUAUGCCACCAAAGGUACUCUGUAUGAAUAUCUCCAAAUCCAGUCAGAGCUGCUCCCCCAAGAGAAAGUAUUGAGUUUCUUCGCCCAGCUGUGCCUAGCUCUACAGUACAUCCACAGCAAGAAGAUCCUUCACAGAGACAUUACUACAAGGAACAUCUUGCUCACUGGUAGUCAGGGACAAAUCAUCAAACUUACCGACUUUGGAAUCUCAAAAAUGUUGACCAGCCGCAGCAAGACGUCGAGUGUGGUAGGAACGCCUUGCUACUUGUCACCCGAGCUGUGUCAAGGAAAGGCGUACGGAACACACAGUGAUGUUUGGGCUCUAGGCUGCGUCUUGUACAACAUGUGCACACUCAGGCAGCCUUUUCAAGCCCAGACCCUGGCAGCAGUAGUGAUGGAGAUAAUGCACGGUGCCAUUGAGCCAAUAAGCCCUCUAUACGACAGCGGCAUCAUGGAGAUUUUGGGACUUAUGCUGGACCGAGACCCCCUCAACCGACCGAGCGUUGACGACGUCCUCUCCCAUCGCCUGGUUGCUCCGGUAGCUCUGACGAUCAUCACUUCACUUGGCAGUUUGGCUAAGAGAACUAACCAAACCUAACUGAUACUGGAAAUCACAUCAACUUUGUUCACAAUGAUGAUUUUGUCCAGUUUUUUAACACUUAAUCUGUAAUGAGAGUAUUUCAAGGAUAUUUAAAAAUGUAUAGAUAAAUUUAUUUAAAUAUACUGUUCGUUCAGAUAUUUUUAAAAAUAUAUUUUUUAUGUAUGCUGUAGAAUUUAAAACUAUUAGGGAAAUUGCAUCAAUUUAUAAUUUCAUAUUGUACCCAUGUGAAUAGUCAAUUUGUCCUGAUAUGUAUCUUUACUUUUAUUUAUUGAUUAAAACAAUUUAAAAUUGUCAGUUAACAAACACUAAGCGUAAUUUUGUAUGUGGUUUGUAAAUACUAUU